UCAUAAUGAAAAUACGCUGUUUGGGCCAAGUAAAUACUUAAUUCUGCUUAUCAGGGCUUGCUCCUGUAUCCACCUCUUAUGAUUGUUUCUCUUUGUUUUGUAGCUAAAAGAAAUCUUGCAGAUUAUUUCCGUCGCUGCGGCUGAUAUUGAUCGCUUUGUGUAUUCCUCUUUUUUUUUCUGCAACUCACAGUCAAGUUUAAAAAGAACUCAAUGCAGGAACCACGGGGGGGGGGGAACGUUUUGAUAGUAAUCCUACAGCAUUUUUCGGGUAUUCAAUUCAUAUUGCAAAUUUAAGUUGCACUUUGGUGCCAAUGCGUAAAAUCGACCUUUACUCUGUCUGAUAAUUACUGCAAGCGUAGCAUUAGUAGAUGUUACGGAGGUGUGUGCUUUGCACGUUAGAUGGCUGCAGGGUUCGAUUUUAAACAAUCAACUCAGGACCAAAGUCCUGUUUGUCCUUUGGCUAACGAUUUACACCCACCUGUCCACUCACCAGGGUCCAUGCGUGACCGCGCAUGGAAACAGCUCUGCAGAAUGAGGCUCCGCGCAGACGCAAAGUGCUCCUUAAGUACAAGCCACGUCGCCUUUACGUGUAACCUCAUUUGUCAAAGUCUUACUCUUCAACAACACCUCUUAUCAGUCCUACUGUUUUCUAAUAGCUGCUGUUGUGAAUAAACACUAUGAAGGAGGGAAGAACAUUUACAUCCAUUUAAGCAUUCGAGAAGGAAGAAGAGGACCAGUACCUACUCAGAGAGAUCUCUUUGCAAAUGUUUUCUCGCAUCAGGCGCUACUCCGAUGUGAUGACACUGCCGGACUCUUUUAUCCAACGCCAGCAGCUUGACGCCAGUAUGGCUGACACCUUCCUGGAGCAUCUCUGUCUCCUGGACAUCAACCAGGAGCCAAUCACAGCGCGCAACACCAGCAUAAUCUGCACCAUCGGUCCGGCAUCUCGAUCGAUCCCCAAACUUCAGGAGAUGAUCAAGGCUGGAAUGAAUAUCGCCCGUCUUAACUUCUCUCAUGGAUCACAUGAAUAUCACGGUGAAACCAUCAAGAACAUCAGAGAGGCGGUGGAGACGAUAACCUCUGACCCGUUGUACUAUCGACCGGUUGCCAUCGCUUUGGAUACGAAGGGCCCAGAGAUCCGCACCGGAUUAGUUAAAGGGAAAGUGGAAGAAGAGGUGGAGCUGGUGAAGGGCAACAAUGUGCGCGUGGUGACAGCAGAGAGUGACAAAGACAAAACAGAUGGAAAGAUAAUCUGGGUGGACUAUCCCAACCUGCCCAAAGUUCUCAAGAAGGAUGGAAAGAUCUACAUUGAUGAUGGCCUCAUUGGACUCCGAGUAUUAGAUAUAGGUUCGGACUGGGUGGACACGGUGGUGGAAUCAGGCGGGAUGCUCUGCAGUCGUAAAGGCGUAAACCUUCCCGGCUGCGACCUAAUCGGCAUGCAGGCGGUCAGCCCGCGGGACGAGGCUGACCUGAGGUUCGGCGUGGCUCAGGGUGUUGACAUGGUGUUCGCCAGCUUCAUCCGUUCAGCCCAGGACGUCAAGGAUGUGCGUCGCGCUCUGGGGGCGCAUGGUCGAGAUAUCAAAGUGAUCAGCAAAGUGGAAAGCCGGCAAGGAGUUCAAAAUUUUGAGGAAAUCCUGGCUGAGAGCGAUGGCGUGAUGGUUGCCAGAGGCGACCUGGGGAUCGAGAUCCCUGCGGAGAAAGUCUUCAUUGCCCAGAAGAUGAUGAUUGGGAGAUGCAACUCUGCUGGGAAGCCUGUCAUCUGUGCCACACAGAUGCUUGAGAGCAUGGUGACCCACCGACGGCCAACUAGAGCAGAGGGCAGUGACGUUGCCAAUGCCGUGCUGGAUGGAGCUGACUGUGUAAUGCUAUCUGGAGAAACCGCCAAGGGACUGUUUCCUGUGGAGUCAGUUGCAAUGAUGCAUUCGAUCUGCAGGGAGGCAGAGGCGGCCAUUUUCCACCAGCAGCUUUUUGAGGAGUUGCGCCGCCUCACUCCUCUCUCCUCUGACCCCACGGAGGUCACGGCGAUCGGAGCUGUGGAGUCUUCGUUCAAAUGCUGUGCCGGGGCCAUUAUAGUCCUCACGACCACUGGCAGGUCGGCUCAUCUCCUGUCCAGGUACCGCCCUCGCUGUCCGAUCAUUGCCGUCACCAGGAGCCCGCAGGUCACCCGUCAGUCUCAGCUGUUACGAGGCGUGUUUCCUGCCCUCUUCCACCCUCUGCCCGCUCCUGUGUGGGCUGAUGAUGUGGACAACAGGGUCAACUUUGGCAUGGAAAUUGGGAAAGCAAGAGGAUUCUUCAAGUCUGGCGACAUGGUGAUUGUGGUGACAGGCUGGAUCCCAGGGUCUGGUCACACCAACAUUAUGAGGGCAGUGAAUGUCCCGUAACAACAUGACCUCACUGGACUCUAAAUCUAACUGAGUUGCUGGAGGUUUAUUAAGAGAGCCUUUAAAAUCUUUUAAUGCACCGAAAAGCCAAAGAACCACCCCUAAAAUUGAAGCAAUAACCUCUGUCGAAAGCAGCAGAAACACUCUCCUUAAAAUUUGAGGUUAUUAUGAGGAAACACUUGGUCUAAUAACCACUCAUAUGUACCCAUGACUCCCUUCAAAUAAAACUUGACUUUAACUUUAA
Messenger RNA from Oreochromis aureus, 2625 nucleotides. RefSeq names its product pyruvate kinase L/R (gene pklr). The record is from RefSeq and is a predicted model, not a curated record. Gene Ontology annotation, biological process: glycolytic process. Gene Ontology annotation, molecular function: pyruvate kinase activity; potassium ion binding; magnesium ion binding. The transcript has 12 exons. Gene Ontology annotation, cellular component: cytoplasm. Lineage: Eukaryota; Metazoa; Chordata; Actinopteri; Cichliformes; Cichlidae. The coding region runs from base 765 to 2381 and encodes 538 amino acids.